UCCAAUUCUGAGCGUUCCGUGAGCAGGAGCUGGGGGACCCAAGGUCCGAAGUGGGGUUCAGGAGUCGGAGCGCUGGGUUUUAAUCCCAGCAUUUCCACUUACAGAGGUUCAGCUGUUUUACUGAGCACCUGGUGUGUGCCAGAAACCCAAGGAGGCCUGGGAGAGAGCCAGGGAGGAUUAAAUAAAUCGGUGCAGGUAAAGGUGCUUCCUGCUUUACAUGGAUAAUACCGUUUACGUGGAAUUGAAGACACCAUCAAAUGUGCUGGCGAUAUAUGGUGAAUAUAAGAUGCAAUCCCUGGUUCGAGGAAGAAAGAGGAAGAAUGACUCAUUCAGUGCUGGCAGGGCUGUCAUGGAAGCAUGGAGAGUGUCCAGCUGCCCGAGGCGAGCACUGCCCAGAAGUCUGGAAGACUGGGUCCAGGAGUGCCCGAUAGGCAGGAGCACAGUGGCAUCCCACAGAGGACAGGCAGCCACUCUGGAGGCAGAGAGCAGAAGGAACUGGCAACAGCAGAGACCAAAGCAAGAGAUCCUGGCCACGGAGGAAGAAGUGGCCCAGUGCCUCCUUGAUGCGAAGGCACAGGCGCACCAGAGGGGGGUCGAGUUGCAGCAGCUCAAAGCUGAGCUUCAGAAGGCCGGCGAGGAGAACACACAUCUGAAGGCCAGCCUCCUUCAGCUCACCACAGAGCUGGAGGAGCUCAAGGAGGUCGAGGCCGGUCUCGAGAGACAGGAGAGGGAAGUUGAUGAAGACACAACCGUCACCAUCCCCUCAGCCGUGUACGUGGCUCAGCUUUAUCACCGAGUCAGUAAAAUUGAGUGGGACUACGAGUGUGAGCCGGGGAUGGUCAAAGGCAUCCAUCACGGCCCCAGUAUCGCACAGCCCAUCCACCUGGACAGCACCCAGCUCUCCAAGAAGUUCAUCAGCGACUACCUCUGGAACCUGGUGGACACGGACUGGUAGCCAGGAGCCUCGAGGACACGUUUGCGCACAGCGCGGAUCUGCCGUGGAGGGUGGGUGGUGCCUCAGUGAUGAGAUGAGCUUAAAAUUAAACGUUUAUACACAAACA
Molecule: messenger RNA, 1061 nt
Organism: Canis lupus familiaris (dog)
Lineage: Eukaryota; Metazoa; Chordata; Mammalia; Carnivora; Canidae
Gene: SPC24
Product: SPC24 component of NDC80 kinetochore complex
Exons: 8
Coding region: 218-955 (245 amino acids)
Source: RefSeq, a predicted model, not a curated record